AUGGAUUGCCAUUCCACACGGCUCAUGGCAGAGUUGGAACCGGGCCGGCAGACCGGCCGGUCACCAGCCGGUGCCGCUAAAAUUGCAAAAUCUAUUUAUGUUAUUCAAACAUCGUCAGCUGAAUCUGAAAGACAUUUUUCAACAAGUGGACAAAUUGUCACUGAACAACGAUCACAAUUAGAUCCUGAAUGUGCUGAAUCGUUAGUAGUUCUGAAAGAAGCAUAUUUAAAUAAUAAUUGGCCGAAAGAAUAA
Messenger RNA from Didymodactylos carnosus, 252 nucleotides. The record is from the annotation of a GenBank genome assembly. NCBI's taxonomy places the organism in Eukaryota, Metazoa, Rotifera, Eurotatoria, Philodinida, Philodinidae.